[Torrubiella] hemipterigena is the source of this 2043-nucleotide messenger RNA. Lineage: Eukaryota; Fungi; Ascomycota; Sordariomycetes; Hypocreales; Clavicipitaceae. The record is from the annotation of a GenBank genome assembly.
AUGAGCUCACGCCAGUCUCCAACAAGGGCAGGCUAUCGCAGGAAUGGCCUGAAGGCUUCCUGUGAAACUUGCCGCAAGCGGAAGACGAAAUGUGACCACAAGCGGCCGGUCUGCACAUACUGCGACACCCACCAACUGCAAUGCUUCUAUCAUCCAGCGCCCAUGUCCAAGCCGAGAUCAAAGCCGGGUACGGCAUCGAAUUCACCACUGUCACAGCAUACUGUGCCUUCACAAAAGACACCCCCAGCAAUAUCACCACACAACCGCUCAACCCCAAACCAGGACAAUGCGUCCAGCAUCCUCCAGAUCCUGUCGUCUGCUGAAUCUGGCGUACCCAUACCCAAAACCUUCGUCUCACAACUUCACGAACAGAGGACAGAGGCACGUAAUCUGGACAGUAUCAAAGAGAUUCUAGCAUCACUACGAUUUCUACCUCGCAUUGCGGGAUGUGUCAAGUCCUUCGUCAGUCUAGCCUCCUUCAGCCACGUUCCGCGAUACGUUGUCGAGGAGCUCCUCGCUAAGCUGCCACUGAGAGUAAAUCAGGGCAAUAUAGAAUGCUCUGGGGGUAUCGAAAAGCUUGCUGCCAGAGUCUUGGCCAGCUCAAGCUCUGCCGUCCGUGUUCCAAUUGACGCGGACAUGCACACAUUCUGUGACCUCUUCACAGGCCCAAAUCUGCGUAUAGAAACCAUUGGCUUAGUCCUAACGCAUACGGCGAUGUCCCUUUUAUUUCACAGAAAUACCAAACAGAUACCUGACCCAGAACUUGUGUCGGAGAUGCUAUACUGUGGUAGACUGAGUCUGGAGCUGGCGCGAACACUGGCACCAGAGCCGAACGACGUGCUUUUAUGGCUGAGCUUCUCCAACAUGUGCUUGAUAGACUUUUUGGAAGGUGCUACAAGUGUAAAUGUAUGGCGUCGGAUGUGUGACCUUUCCGUUGACAUGUUGGCGCUCAAUAUCCACAGGGAAUCGAGCCACUCGGCUGAUAAACUGCCAUUUUAUCUUUCUGAAAUCCGAAAGAGAAUAUUUGCCACGACCAACCACUUCGACAAGAUGCGAGCUGUCGAGAUGAACCGCCAGCCUUGUAUACGACUGCAAUACGCCGACUGCGCGCCGCCUUUGGAUAUCCCAGAAAAGGACCUCUUCUCUCCGACUAUACUUGCUGACAAGAACAAAAUACUUACAGAGAUUGGUUGGAACCGUAACAGUACUCUAAGCGUCAUGUCGGCUUCUCGCGUGCGUUAUAUGGUUGCCCAUUUUGAAGAGGAAUUAAUAGACACAAAAAUAUCGACCGAUCCAGACCGUGAUACAAGGCUAAGACAAUUGUCAACAAGACUAAGCGCUGCAUGGGACGAGCUCCCGCAAUAUGUCAAGUACACGGACGACUGCUGGACAUCGAUUGAUGUCUGGAAUUGUCUUGUACUGGCAACCCUCUAUCUCGACUACAACAAUAUUCAAUUCAAUCUCUUAUCGUCCCUCAAAUCCAGUACAUACAUACCGAUGGAACUGGUCACCAUCUCAUGGCAAAUGCUGGAGCUCAUCCUCCGCAUUAGCAAAGAGCAAAACAGUGGGCGUUUAUCUACAGAGGAUCUGCCAACCAUGCUGUUAUCCCAUGGCGUUCCUAGCGCCGCUCUAUUACUCAAUGCACUGCAAGACGUCAAUGAAGGAUCUUCUCGAGUCCAAUUACCAGCUGAAGUCCAACGGGCGGCCGUGAUUAAAAAGGUUUCGGUUCUAAUCUCACAGCUUGACAUAGCCGCCACGAAAACUGAGUCCAAUCACUUCAUCUGUGAGCGUGCAGCAAAAUUUAUAUCCGAUUGUCUGGAUGCUGUACUAGAUCCGCCUUCAGCUCCCACAGGCCCUCUCAACACCGAUUCGAAUAUCCCCGAUGGUACAUUGGCCGACGCGCCGCUUUCUUCCCAAGAUGGCUGGUUCGAUAUCCCUAGUGACUUGCUUGCAGGUUACCCAUCGCUAGUCGAACAAGGAUGGCCAAACUGGGCUGGACUAAAUAUGGACUAUUACGCUGUGCCAGAGUUACAUGAGCCAUAG